AUGAAUAUUACAUGCAAUGAGUGUAACAGUGAAGAACACAACACUGCUCUCCAUCCAGGACCACCACCUUGGCCCAUCAGCAUAAGAUCCGCUGCAGAGAACGGCGGGGAGGAUAACCCCCCUAUAGCUACUGGAGUGGUUUCGCAGUGCACACAAGUUUGCGGUGGUGAACUCUCAGAAAAGUCGUGCUCCAAGAUAUGCCUCGUCAAUGUCUACCCUGCCGACCAACCAGACAAAACAGUGAGGAUGUACGCCAUCAUCGAUGAACAAAGCAACCGGUCUUUGGUACGCUCAGACUUUUUUGACACAUUUAAAAAUGAUGGGCCCAGUUUCCCCUAUUCCCUUAAAACUUGUGCCGGAGUUAUACAAACCAUGGGAAGAAGAGCGUCAGGCUUCCAGGUGGAAUCCUUAGACGGGAAAAACAGCCUUCCACUUCCAAGUCUCGUCGAAUGCGACAAAAUACCCAACGACAGGUCCGGCAUCCCAACUCCUGAGGCAGCCCUCCACCACCCACAUCUGAGAAAAAUAGCACACCUCAUCCCCACCGUGGAGCCUAAAACUCCUAUAAUGCUCCUUCUGGGGCGUGACAUUCUAAGGGUACACAAAGUGCGCCAACAUAUAAACGGCCCCCAUGAUGCCCCAUAUGCACAGAAACUGGACCUCGGAUGGGUCAUAGUUGGCAAUGUCUGUUUAGGGAAAUUUCACCCACCCACCAUAAUAAACACAUUGCAUACACAUAUAUCCGAUGGGGGACGCCCUACCCUUUUCGAACCGUGCCCGAACAGAUUCGAAAUUAAAGAGAGCUUCAGCAUCAGCAAGAGGCCAUACUCUACCGAGAUGGAAGACCACCUAUUUCAACGGACCAAGGACGACGAAAGGGCGGCGCCUUCUAUUGAAGAUAUCGCCUUCCUGAACAUCAUGGAGCUGGGGAGCCGAGAAAGACAAAGACAACAGCUGGGUUGCUCCUCUACCCUUUAG
This is a messenger RNA of Acanthosepion pharaonis, 978 nucleotides long. NCBI's taxonomy places the organism in Eukaryota, Metazoa, Mollusca, Cephalopoda, Sepiida, Sepiidae. The record is from the annotation of a GenBank genome assembly.